AUGUCAAAAAAUUCCUUAGUUAAUAAUUUUAUUAUAUUAUGGAUCUUACUUCAAGUGAUUAUAAUUGAAGUAAAUUGUCAAAUGGCACCUAUUAAGCCAAGUGUAUCAUUCGAUCAUACUGCUACAUUUAUUGAUAAUAAAUUGUAUAUUUUGGGUGGUCUCAAUAUAAAGGAAAAUUAUGUCGGAAAAGAAUUUUUUUAUCUUGAUGUUUCUGUUCCAUUUAAUACACAAAAUUUAUUAUGGAAAGACUUAACAAAUAUUAAUAUGCUUCCACCACAUAGUUCUGCAACAUCAGUUGCAAAUAAUGAUACAAUAUUUUUAUACGGAGGCUUUAGACCUGAUAAAACAAUGGCAUUGGUUUACACAUUUAACACACGAACUAGUUCAUGGAGUAUUCCAAAAAUAGCCGGAGUUGUUGCUAUUGCGCAAGUUGUUUUAAAAGGCAUUUUGGCUCCUAAUGAAAAGUUAUAUUUAUUUGGUGGAUAUUCUAGUAGAAAAGCUUAUGCAAAUGAUAUGACUAUUUUAGAUACGGUAAAUCUUAAUUGGGAAAAGGGAAGUUUAGUUAAUGCACCAACUCCGAGAAGUUCGCUUUAUUACCCGACAAUAAGAUUAUUUAUAUGGGUAAGUGGUAAUGAUGAUAUUACUCUUUCAUAUGAUCCUAAAACUUUGCUUAUUCAUGAAAAUCGUCUCACUAUAACAUUAAAUGAGGUCUACAUUUAUGAUAUAAUUAAUGAUAGCUGGAAUACAGAAAAAACAACAGGAAAUAUCCCUUCUAAUAGAGGCAGUUUUUCUGCUGUCCUUGGUUUAGAUGGUCAAAAAGUCAUAAUUUAUGGAGGUUACUUCAAUGAUCCUGGAUAUUUAGACAAUUCACUUUAUGUAUUAGAUUUGACAAAUUUUAAUUGGUAUAUUCCAAAAACUAGUGGAAAUAUUCCAGAACCAAGAGCCAGGCAUCAAGCAAAUGUUAUUGGGAAAUAUAUGGUUAUAUCAUUUGGACAUGGUUAUGAUAAAUCAGUUGAAAGUGAUAUAUUAUUACUUGAUAUUAGUAAUAAUGAAGAAUAUAUAUGGACAACAAUAUUUGAUCCUCCAAAACCAAAUGUUAUUAUACCAUCAUCAUCAUCGAAUUCAUCACUGCCUUCAUCAUCAACAACAUCAUUACCUUCAUCAUCACAAACAUCAAUAACCACAUCACCUUCUCCUUACUUACCAUUACCUUCAUCAUCACAAACAUCAAUUGGUACAAUUGUGGGGUUCUUGGUAAGUGGUAUUUUCUUAUUAGUUGGAAGUUUCUUUAUAUAUAAAUGGAAUAAAAAUAGGAAGAAACAAAAAACUAAUCAUGGGAAAGAUAAUUUUGGUCAAGAAGAAAUAGAAAUUCCUAUUGAAAAAGUCAAUAAUAAUGAGCAAGAAAUUAUUCAAGUACCUUUAAAUGAAAAAACCAUUAACCAUGAACCAACAAUAAUUCCAGUUCCAGUAAUUAAUGAGAAUAUUGAUUAUCAUGGACGAGAAAUUAUGGAAAUAUCCAAAAAUGAAAAUACAAUUAAUAAUGAACAAAUAAUAAUUCCAGUUCCAGUAAUUAAUGAAAAUAAUGAUUAUCAUGGACAAGAAAUUAUGGUAAUAUCAAAAAACGAAAAUACAAUUAAUCAUGAACCAACAAUAAUUCCAGUUCCAGUAAUUAAUGAGAAUAAUGAUUAUCAUGAACGAGAAAUUAUGGAAACACCCAACAACGAAAAUACAAUUAAUCAUGAACCAACAAUAAUUCCGGCUUCAGUAAUUAAUGAGGAUGAUUAUCAUGAACAAGAAAUUAUGGAAACACCCAACAACAAAAAUACAAUUAACCAUGAACCAACAAUAAUUCCGGCUUCAGUAAUUAAUGAGGAUUAUCAUGAACAAGAAAUUAUAACACCCAACAAUGAAAAUACAAUUAAUCAUGAACCAACAAUAAUUCCGGCUUCAGUAAUUAAUAAGAAUAAUGAUCAUCAUGGACGAGAAAUCAUGGAAACAUCCAAAAAUGAAAAUACCACUAAUCAUGAACCAAUAUUAAUUCCAACUCUAGUUAUUAAUGAAGAUAAUGGUUAUCAUGAAAAAGAAAUCAGUUUAACAUACGAAAAUGGUAAUACAACCAACCAUGAACCAGUACUAAUUCCAACAAAUGGGCAAACGCUCGAAUAUGAAUCUACAACUAAUCAUGAACCAAGAAUUCCAACCUCAGCAUUAGUUACUAGUAAUCAUAAUCAGCAAGAAGUAAUUUCAACAUCCAAUCAUGACAGAUUAUUAUUACAACUUUUUAAGGAUGAAAUGCUUCAAGCUGUCAAACAAGAAAUCAGCCAAAAUUUGAAAAAUGAAAUUAUUCAAGCGGUCAGAGGAGAAAAUCUUAAUAAUAAUAAUAUUACAAAAAAUAAUGAAAAACAAGAUUAG
Molecule: messenger RNA, 2412 nt
Organism: Rhizophagus irregularis DAOM 181602=DAOM 197198
Lineage: Eukaryota; Fungi; Glomeromycota; Glomeromycetes; Glomerales; Glomeraceae
Molecular function (GO): protein binding
Source: RefSeq, a predicted model, not a curated record